AGGGAAAGGGGGCCGAGCGAGGGGAGAAAGAAGUGGAGAAAAGGAGAAAGAGAGCGAGAGAGCGCAGGCUGGGGGGAUGUGUAAAAGAAGAAGCGUUGCUAAUUUUUUUUGUUUGUUUGCUUUUCCAUGCAUGCAUAAUGAGGCCUAAUCAGAGCACGUUGCUGCUGCUCGGAGGGCACUUUUGUAUUUAAAGCCUUGCAAAGAAAAAAAGAUCCACAGACGGAUCCGCAGAGCAGCUUGCAGGGCUUGUUGACAACAGAAGCAGCAUCAGUCGCCCAGAGAGAAAGAGACCCUGAAGGCUGCCUCUUCUUUCCCCGUGCUAUCUUCUUGCUAACGGGGAGAGGCGUUUCUUCUCCCCGCCACCCGAAAGUGCAAGGCGUACCAAGAGGGAGUGAGCGGAGCCGGGACUGUGAAUGGGAUCGAAGCGGCUGGCAUGUGCAGAGAUGCUGCGAGCGGAGAGUUAAAAGCUCCCGAGGAGGCAGCAGCAGCAGCUGGGCAUUUAUUUUGUGCAAAAAAAAGAAAAGAAAAAAAAAAAGAAAAAACAGAAACGGAACUGCAUGAGGAGCAGGGCAGCACCAUGAGCUCUCCCGGCGCAGCCUGGAAGUCCAUCAGCCCACUCCGAAGCCGCGCUCCUCCGAGCCCCCGUUUGCACUGAUUCACCCCAUCUCUCCGAGCGCCUUCGCCGCCGUCGCCAAGCCGGGAGCAGCGGGUGUGGGACACGGGACGGCCCCGGGCGCCUGCUUCGUACGGCGGCCUCGCCGGUUCCAGCUCCCGGGGGCUGGAGGGCCUGGGAGCCCGGCGCAGAUGGAUUGAUGCGAGGAGACCUCAUGCACACGGCCGGCGGGAGUUUUGCAAACUUUUCCACGGGCGGCAGCUCCUUCUCCUCCUCCUCGUCGUCUACCAGCGCCUCUCCCCUGCUCGCCUGCGCCAGCCGCCGCCGCCGCCCGCGAUGGUGGCCCGCUCGCCCGCUCGGCACGGAGGCGGCGGCGGGCGCCGCUGGCCGAGGCCGGCCGCCUGGCUGUGGCUGGCGGCGGCGCUGGGCGCCGUGUGGCCGCCGCUGGGCUCGCUGGUGCAGGGCCGGCGGCUGAUCUGCUGGCAGGCGGUGCUGCAGUGUCAGGGGGAGCCCGAGUGCAGCUACGCUUACAACCAGUACGCCGAGGCGUGCGCCCCGGUGCUCCUGCAGCAGCCGCCGGCGGGAGGCGGCGGGGACGGCCCGGCGGCCGCUGCAGGCUCCGCCGCCUCCUCCAGGCGGCGGUGCCCCAGCCACUGCAUCGCGGCCCUGGUCCAGCUCAACCACACCCGGCGCGGCCCGGCGCUGGAGGACUGCGACUGCGCGCAGGACGAGAACUGCCGCGCCACCAAGCGCGCCAUCGAGCCCUGCCUGCCCCGCACCAGCAGCCCGGCGGCCGGCGGCCCCGGCGUGAUGGGUUGCACGGAGGCGCGGCGGCGCUGCGACUGGGACAGCCGCUGCAGCCUGGCGCUGAACCGCUACAUGACCUACUGCGGGAAGCUGUUCAACGGGCUGCGCUGCACGCCGGAGUGCCGCGCCGUCAUCGAGGACAUGCUGGCCGUGCCCAAGGCCGUGCUGCUCAACGACUGCGUCUGCGACGGGCUGGAGCGGCCCAUCUGCGAGUCGGUCAAGGAGAACAUGGCCCGCCUCUGCUUCGGCGCGGACAUGGGCGGCAACGGCGCAGGCAGCAGCGGCGGCUCGGACGGCGGCCUGGAGGAGUACUACGACGAGGACUACGAGGAGGAGCCGAGCCAGAAGGGGAGGGACGACGCGGAGGACAAUGCGGGCUCCGAGCCCGGCUUUCCCGUGCAGGCGGAUAGCGCCGGCCGACCCGCCGCCGCAGCCUGCGCGCUGCUGGCCGCCCUCUUGCUGCCGCUGCUGCCGCAGCUCUAGCGUCUCCCAUCCCCUGCCCUCCUUCCCCUCCUCCGCGCCGGGCCUUCCUCGCCGGGCCGCCGCUGGCUUCCUGGCGGGCCCGGCCGGCGGGGCCCCUUCGCCCGGCGCGGUUUUAAACGCGCUGACCAUUAAGCCUCCGGCCGUUUGUCCGGGCGCCCCUUCCCCCUCCUCCGCGUCUCCCCGAAGGCGGAUGGUCCCCACUCCGCCCCCGCUGCUGCUCUCAGCCGCCGUUCGCGCCCGGCCCGGCCUUCACGGCAGCCUUGGGCUGGCUGAGCCGCUGCGGCCUUGCGGGCCAGCCGCCGGGGCGGAGUGGCCUGCGGGCUCUCGUUUUUCGGCGCUUGGUCUGGAGUGUGCACUAUGCAGUUGCUGCCCCCCCGCCCGGUGUUAGCGGCAGGGGCCGAGCAGACGGAGAGGCUGCGGCGGGCUCCCCGCUGCUGCCAGCCGCCCCCACCCCGCCAGAACCCGGCGGUGACGGCGUGCCGGCCCUGGCGUUUUGUAAGCGUUUUGACAUGAAGGUUAGGAAGAGGUGAGCUAUCCACACUUGGUGCCAAAGCUGUUGCCGUGCUUGCUAGUUAACAACUUGAUUAUCAUUCGCCAAGCCUCGCUCUUCACGAUGCAGUGGUGCCCGAAAGUGGGUUAUGCUGCAUCUGCCAUUAAUUAAAUUUAAGGAAAUAGCAGACUGAAUAAAUUCUGUGGUUUACAGCACUCGCUCUUGCACACACAUCUUCCCUAUAACAAAAGCGUGCCAGCAGCCAUCUAUUCCUCUUUAACCUAGUCACAUAAAAGAGAUUUUUUUUUUUCAGAGUUGUUGGCUAUAGUGAACAAUGCAACUUUUGUUUUAAAAGAGCUCUGCACUGCCAUCUUUGAAAGACACUUUUAAACUCGAGAACAUGUAUGUACAAAUAUCCUGAAAAGUUAUAUUGCCUCUUGUCAUAUCAGGGUGCUGACCUCUGGUAAAUCUUAUAUGAAAAAUGUAUUUAAAACUGGGAUUUGUUACCAGUCGCUCUUCUUUGUACAUAGAAUUUUAUAAAUUGUAUGCUUUGGGGAUAAUUUAUUUAAGAAAAAAUAAAGUUUUAAAUCCACAUCCUAUUUGCCAGAUAAUUGCAUUUACUAUUCUUUUCUGAAAAGGUACAUAUUUCAUUUUAUGUUUAAGGGGAUAUCAGCAACAGUGAUUCGGUGAAGCAUUGUCUAGAACAUCAAAUGUACAGUGUAUUUUAUAGAUUGGAACUUAACUUUCUUAUUUUGAGAGACUUUAUGAACGUUGUAGAAUUGUAUAAACACAUUUCUGAGCUGCCUUAAACCUUGUAUUUUUUAUAGAAGGUGUAAAAACGGCCUGUGUUUUAAAUAUGUAUGGCUUUUUGUAUUUUCUAAACGUGUAAAUUAGUAAAGAAAGAGCUUUAAAUAAUGGGUGUAGUGAAGUUGUUUUCCAGGGACACUUGAACUCUCAGCACCCGAGGUUGGAGGAGGAGGCGGGGAGGGGGGAGCAAACCACAGAAUUAACAAACCAAAAACAACAAACAAAUCUCUGUCUGCCUGUAAUACUUUACAUAGAUGUAAAUUACUGCUAUUCUUACUUUAAUGAAUAAUUACAUGCAAGAAGUAAAUACAGCUUUGAAAGUA
Molecule: messenger RNA, 3523 nt
Organism: Columba livia (rock pigeon)
Lineage: Eukaryota; Metazoa; Chordata; Aves; Columbiformes; Columbidae
Gene: GAS1
Product: growth arrest specific 1
Exons: 1
Coding region: 950-1903 (317 amino acids)
Biological process (GO): regulation of cell cycle
Source: RefSeq, a predicted model, not a curated record